GGUGUGCUAUGGAGCAGGCCUAAUGACCUGCUCUCCUCAGCCAGUGGAGGCCUGCCUGAGCGCACCUUUUUGGCUGUGAAGCCCGAUGUGGUGCAGCGGCGGCUGGUGGGAGAGAUAAGAGUGCGGCGCUUCUAGCUAGUGGCACUGAAGCUGGUGCAGGCCUCUGAGGAACUGCUGAGGGAGCACUAUGCUGAUCUGCACGGAUGCCCCUUCUAUGGUCAGCUGGUCAAAUACAUGGGCUCGGGGCCCGUGGUGGCCAUGGUGUGGCAGGGACUGGAAGUGGUGCGCACCUGGCACAGGCCCUUACUGGGCACAGACCCAGUGGAUGCCAAACCUGGCACCAUCCGUGGGGAUUUCUGAGAGGCUGGAAAGAAUUUGAGCCAUGGCAGCGACUCCCAGGAGAGCGUGGCCGGCCAGAAGAUGGAACUCUGGUUCCACAAGGAAGAGAUCCUAAGCUGGGAGGACAGUGCCUCGCAUUGGCUGUGUAAGGAGGAGCUAGCCUGGCGGAAGACCACUCAGCCUGCAGAGCUUCUCUAGGCAGUGGGUGCAGGCCACGCAUCACAGCUACUUUGCAGCAGAGCCACCACCCAGACCCAUAGCACCUGGACUCACCACACUCAUCUCACCCACACUUGUUUUCAUAAUAAAUUGAGAAAAACCCA
Cavia porcellus (domestic guinea pig) is the source of this 662-nucleotide messenger RNA. It is a transcript of the gene Nme3, whose product is annotated as NME/NM23 nucleoside diphosphate kinase 3. Gene Ontology annotation, biological process: UTP biosynthetic process; CTP biosynthetic process; GTP biosynthetic process. Gene Ontology annotation, molecular function: nucleoside diphosphate kinase activity. NCBI's taxonomy places the organism in Eukaryota, Metazoa, Chordata, Mammalia, Rodentia, Caviidae. The record is from RefSeq and is a predicted model, not a curated record.